AUGGCACCCCUAUUCCUUCUAACCAUGUUAUGCCUUACUCCAUUCCUGGUUGCCGCACACACCGAAAAUUUCAAUUUCGUUCAAAAUCUCGCCCGUCAAGCAGGUGUCAAUUUGGACCUAACUGGAAAACAAUCUUAUGCCAUCUACGAAACCAUCCCUGACACAGCUACAAAUGGGCCGGUCCGACCAAGCCUUACACGGAUGAAGAAAUACUCGAUUUUGCUGCAACAUGGUGCCGGCAAUUUGUCCAUCAAAGAUAUGAUACCUUUCUAA
Molecule: messenger RNA, 273 nt
Organism: Pyricularia oryzae 70-15
Lineage: Eukaryota; Fungi; Ascomycota; Sordariomycetes; Magnaporthales; Pyriculariaceae
Exons: 3
Coding region: 1-273 (90 amino acids)
Source: RefSeq, a predicted model, not a curated record